Molecule: messenger RNA, 480 nt
Organism: Blastomyces gilchristii SLH14081
Lineage: Eukaryota; Fungi; Ascomycota; Eurotiomycetes; Onygenales; Ajellomycetaceae
Exons: 2
Coding region: 1-480 (159 amino acids)
Biological process (GO): protein phosphorylation; intracellular signal transduction
Cellular component (GO): cytoplasm; nucleus
Molecular function (GO): protein serine/threonine kinase activity; ATP binding
Source: RefSeq, a predicted model, not a curated record
AUGCGUGCACCCGAGUCGGUCUAUGCCCAACCUCUGGAUAAGAAUGUCGAUAUGUGGAGCGUUGGCUGUUUAAUAUUCGAAAUUAUCACAGGAAGGACAUUCAUGGAUUCUUUCUUAGCAGACCGGAUGGACAUGAUCGUUGGCUUGAAACAAGUCCUUGGACAACCGCCAUCAAAGUUGCAUGACAGCUUGGAAAGCGAUGUUCGGAAUAUGCUUGAUAGCACCCCCGCCCGAGAUAUGGGAUUCUACCAAUAUCUUGAACUCAACUACAACCAGGAUGACGCUAAGCUUUUAGCUCUUGACGGCUAUGAAGACGAAGAAGAAAUUCCUAUCGAAGAAUCCGAGAAGCUGCCACCAGAGUUUACUGAGACAGACCUGAUGUCUUUGACAGAGAUUUUACUGGGACUGCUCAGUUACGAACCCCAAGAGAGAGGUACACUUGCCUCUCUACUUAGAGCUCUUUCUCGCCUGGAUAAGUGA